GAAACCGAAAUAGUUAAGAAUUUACAUUUCCAAUCUGUCUACUAAACUGGUUUGAAAUGUUAGAAUAUGUCGGAGCAAAUUACUUGCGACAACGAUUGGUUCUGUCAAUUCUUAGUGGGAAACCUGUUCGUAUUUCCUCGAUCAGAGACAACAGCGAGAGUCCUGGUUUGAAUGAAUACGAAGCUAAUCUUCUUAGAUUUCUGGAAAAAAUUACAAAUGGAACCACAACGAAAAUCAAUGUCACUGGAACUACUUUAAUCUUUAGGCCUGGAUUGUUAAUAGGAGGGGUGAUAGAUCAUGAUUGUAACCCUCAGCGUUCCAUCAGUUACUUAUUAGAGGUUAUAUUCUUCCUUGCACCAUUUUGUAAAGAAAGGGUUAAAGCGACGUUUCGUGGAGUAACCAAUGAUUCAUCUGAUCCGACAGUUGAUUUUUAUAGAUUGACAAGCUUACCAGUCAUGCGAAUGUUCGGAGUGCUUGAUGACCUGGAACUCAAAGUUAUUAAGCGAGGAUUUGCCCCUGAAGGGGGAGGUGAAGUGUUUUUUCAAUGUCCAAAUCCAAGAAAAUUAAGACCCCUUCAGUUUUUCGACCAAGGAAAAAUAAAACGGAUACGUGGUACUGCUUUUGCAUCAAAUGUUUCCCCACAAAUUCCAAAUCGUGUUAUAGAAUCAUCAAGGUCUGUGUUAAAUACUUAUUUGCCUGAUAUUUAUAUUUACGCUGAUCAUUUGAAAGGAAAUGCUGCUGGGAAAUCUCCUGGAUUUGGAAUCGUACUAACCGCGGAAACCACAACAGGUGUUGUUUUAGCCGUGGAAAAUUCAUCAAAUCCCAAAGGGCAAGGUGAACCUGUUAUUCCUGAAGAAUUAGGCACAAAAACUGCAAACGAUUUGCUCGAAGAAAUAUUCAACGGAGGAUGUGUGGACUCUGUAAAUCAAGGACUAGCGGCUUUAUUCAUGGUUCUUUGCGAGCAAGAUGUUUCUAAAUUGAUGGUUGGUUCGUUAACGGACUACACAAUAGAAUUGCUAAGACACAUAAGAGAUUUUUUCCAAGUAAUGUUCAAACUCGAAACAAAAACGUUUGAUCAUGAUGAAAAAGGGGGGAGGAUGGGCGGUGAUAAAGUGAUAAUGACUUGUGUUGGGAUUGGAUACUCUAAUAUCAGCAAAACCAUGAGAUAAACGAAAUAAAAUAAUGAAUGAAUGAUUGAUUUGGUGGUUGUAGGUAAUGAUACAAGUUAUGGAGACUAUAUGUUAUGCAGUUAAUUAUGGAUAUAAGUUAUGGGGACCAAAUAAAUUAAAGAUUCAGUAUUGUUUUUGGUGAAUAAUAAUCAUCAUUUUUGACGUAGUUGUGUGUUUGAGUCAAUGAAUUUCAAAAUUUAAGAUCGGGAGUCAUGGAACUGAUAAGUCAAUUCAACCACUGCACAGUCAAAUCGGUUUCUAUAACUAAGUCAAGUUGAGUCCUUUCAAUGGAUAGACUCAAGUCAUUAUGAAUAUUGACUCACGUCUUACUAGUUGAUUGUAAUAAAAUCUGAGUUCAUUAAGAGCUACACAGUAUCUUUUUUUUCAGCAGGCUUAUUUAGUAAUGCUUCAACUUUUGAUUCUUUUUGGAACAUUAUAAUUAUAACUCAAUAGAACCUUUUUUGUAAUGAUUUAUUGCAUACUGAAUUACAACUUUAGUUUUAACUAAUGUCUCUUGUUACUUGUCUCUAUACUUCUCGGUGCCAAUUUCCAUUUUACUCUUUGCUAAGUCUUUCAUUCGUUCAUGUUUUGAAAGCAUAUCAUCACUCACUCAAUCAUGUUUUUUAG
Messenger RNA from Styela clava, 1796 nucleotides. Its product is annotated as RNA 3'-terminal phosphate cyclase-like protein. Gene Ontology annotation, cellular component: nucleolus. The record is from RefSeq and is a predicted model, not a curated record. Gene Ontology annotation, molecular function: RNA endonuclease activity. Gene Ontology annotation, biological process: ribosome biogenesis; endonucleolytic cleavage of tricistronic rRNA transcript (SSU-rRNA, 5.8S rRNA, LSU-rRNA). NCBI's taxonomy places the organism in Eukaryota, Metazoa, Chordata, Ascidiacea, Stolidobranchia, Styelidae.